Messenger RNA from Camelina sativa (false flax), 1047 nucleotides. The record is from RefSeq and is a predicted model, not a curated record. NCBI's taxonomy places the organism in Eukaryota, Viridiplantae, Streptophyta, Magnoliopsida, Brassicales, Brassicaceae.
AUGGAGACAGUUCGUUUAUUUCUCGAGGUUGCUGCUGGUCGAAACUGGAUUGUUCACCAAAUGGAUGUGCACAAUGCCUUCCUCCAUGGUGAUCUUGAAGAAGAGGUAUAUAUGAAACCUCUACCCGGUUUUCAUGUUGCUGAUGAAAAGAAGGUUUGUAGAUUGCGGAAAUCCUUGUACGGUCUCAAACAAGCCCCUAGGUGUUGGUUUGCAAAACUAACCACUUCUCUUCGUGAAUAUGGUUUCGUUCAAUCCUUAUCUGACUAUUCUUUGUUUACAUUCGACAAAGGCGGCAUCCAGAUCAAUAUUCUCAUAUAUGUCGAUGACAUGAUUGUGGCAAGUAAUUCAUCCGGAGCGCUGCAACUUUUCAAAGAUUAUUUGGCAACCUUUUUUAAGAUGAAAGAUUUGGGACCCCUUAAAUAUUUCUUGGGCAUUGAAGUAUCUAGGGGAAGCACAGGUUUUUAUCUAAGUCAGAGGAAGUAUGCUCUUGAAAUUGUUGUCGAAGCUGGUUUACUUGGGUCCAAACCCGCUGAUUUCCCGCUUGAACAGAAUCAUAAAUUGGCUCUUUCCAAGUCGCCAUUGCUUUCACAACCUGCACAGUAUCAGCGGCUCAUUGGACGUUUGAUCUACCUUGCUGCAACACGACCUGAUUUGGUGUUCUCUGUUCAUAUCCUCUCUCAGUUUAUGCAAAAUCCUCGCGAGGAUCAUUGGCAAGCAGCUCUCCGCGUGGUCAAGUAUCUCAAAGGUACGGUUGGUCGAGGGAUUCUGUUAAAGGCACGGACAAACUUUCAGGUCACAGGAUGGUGUGAUUCAGAUUAUUCCAGUUGUCCUCUCACUCGUCGCUCUGUCACCGGUUACAUUGUUCAACUAGGAGCUUCACCCGUUUCCUGGAAAACGAAGAAGCAGGACACGGUUAGUCUUUCCUCUGCUGAAGCAGAGUAUCGGGCCAUGGUACAUCUCACUAAAGAGUUACUCUGGGUGAAACGUGUUCUAACAGAUCUUGGCAUUGUACACCCUCAACCUAUGCACGUUUUGUGUGAUAGUUAA